Emiliania huxleyi CCMP1516 is the source of this 510-nucleotide messenger RNA. RefSeq lists its product as hypothetical. The annotation marks the transcript as partial. The record is from RefSeq and is a predicted model, not a curated record. The transcript has 2 exons. Lineage: Eukaryota; Haptophyta; Isochrysidales; Noelaerhabdaceae.
AUGUGGCUGUGCCUGGCCGACGGCCGCGCGCGCAGCACCGCCGACCUGAAGCGCCUGGCGACAGCCGCUCGGGUGCGAGCGAAACGAGCAAGAGAUGCAGCCGCCGCGAACACGCGCGAUCGGCAGGCGCGCGACCAGCGCCGCCGGCAGCGUGAGCAGCACGACCGGCGCGCAGCGCCGGCGGUCGCCAAGACCGUGCGCCCACAACGCGGCCAGUGCGGCUGCCCGGCGCACGCGGUGUGCGGCAUGUGCGUCGACCAGGGCAAGCUCGCCGCGGCCGAGCAGGCGGCCAUCGACCUGGAGACGCGCUUCCACGCCUCGACGAACGUCGUCAUGGACCUGGAGCGGCCCGAGGACGAGACGGCGGCGCUGCUGCAGCGCUGCGUGCACUGGAGCGACGAGCGCAUGGCGCACGCGCUGCCGCUGCACGCAUGCGCCUCGUGCGGCGUGCGGGACCCGUCGCUGACGUACACGCGGGUUGACGUGUCGGCGCUGCCGCGCACUGUGUCU